Molecule: messenger RNA, 4274 nt
Organism: Calypte anna (Anna's hummingbird)
Lineage: Eukaryota; Metazoa; Chordata; Aves; Apodiformes; Trochilidae
Product: cytochrome P450 7B1
Exons: 6
Coding region: 98-1600 (500 amino acids)
Biological process (GO): cholesterol homeostasis; bile acid biosynthetic process
Molecular function (GO): oxidoreductase activity, acting on paired donors, with incorporation or reduction of molecular oxygen; steroid hydroxylase activity; heme binding
Source: RefSeq, a predicted model, not a curated record
GGGCGCCUCUCCUGUAGGGAGCGGGAGGACGGGCAAAACUUUGCUCCCCGGCGGUGGCGGAGAGGCACAAGCGGCCGCUGAGGCCAGGGCUGCCAGCAUGGGCCCCGACGCUUUGCAGUUCGGUGCCUACAGCGGGGCGGCCGCCGCCGCCCUGCUCCUCUGGGCUGUGUGCGUGCUCUGCAGGAGGAAAAGGAAGACUGGAGAGCCCCCGCUAAUAAAUGGCUGGAUUCCUUACCUUGGGAAGGCUUUGAUUUUUAGAAAAGAUGCUUUCAAAUUCUUACUGGACCAACAAAAGAAACUUGGAGAUAUUUUCACUGUACAUAUUGCUGGUAGAUAUAUUACCUUUAUUAUGGACCCAUUUCAAUAUGUCUAUGUCAUCCGAAAUAGCAAGCAACUUGAAUUUCAUGAAUUUGCUGAUAAAAUGGCUUCCAAAACUUUUGACUACCCAGCCUUGUCGAAUGGAAAAUUCCCCGAUCUCAAGGAAAACCUGCACAGAAUCUACCAGUACCUACAAGGCAAGCCUUUGGAUGUCAUUUCUGACCACAUGAUGAAAAAUCUCCAGGAUAUAUUUGAAUGGAAAUGCUCACAAGCAACAGAUUGGGAAACAGAAAAAAUGUACAAAUUCUGCUGCUCUGUAAUGUUUGAAGCCAGUUUUGUAACACUAUAUGGAAGAGUUCCUGCUGCAGAUGGCCACAAAGUUAUUAGUGAAAUCAGAGACAAAUUUAUCAAGUUUGAUGCCAGCUUUCCCUAUUUAGCUGCAAACAUACCAAUUGAGUUGCUAGGAGCUACCAAGAAGGUUCGGAAGGAGCUUAUACAUCAUUUUUUACUUCAGAACAUGACAAAAUGGCUGGGAGGGUCAAAAGUGGUCCAAGCCAGACAAGAUAUAUUUGAGAAAUAUGAGCUGCUUGGAGAUUAUGACAAAGCAGCACAUCAUUUUGCCUUCCUGUGGGCCUCUGUGGGAAACACGAUUCCAGCUACAUUCUGGGCCAUGUAUUAUCUUCUGCGGCACCCAGAAGCUCUUGCAGCGGUGCGUGACGAGAUUGACCAUUUGCUGCAGUCAACAGGUCAGAAGAGAGGGCCCAGGUAUAACAUCCACCUCACCAGAGAACAAUUGGACAACCUGGUCUACCUAGAAAGUGCCUUAAACGAGAGUUUACGGAUGUGCUCGUCCUCCAUGAACAUCCGCAUCAGCCAGGAGGAUUUUGUUCUCAAGCUUGAAGGGAAUCAAGAAGUCAGUUUGAGGAAAGGAGACUGGAUAGCCCUUUACCCACAGAUUUUGCACAUGGACCCUGAGGUCUAUGAAGAUCCUAAGGAGUAUAAAUUUGAUCGAUACAUAGAGAAUGGCAAGAAGAAAACCACAUUCUACAAGGCAGGAAGAAAGCUGAAGUAUUUCCUAAUGCCCUUUGGCUCUGGGAUCAGCAUGUGUCCAGGGAGGUUCCUUGCAAUGAAUGAGAUGAAGAUGUUUCUUUUCUUACUGUUGGCUAAUUUUGAUGUAGAACUAGCAGAAAACAAAGCUGUCAGACUUGAUAACAGUCGUAUGGGCCUUGGUAUCCUCCUGCCAGACGUUGAUACUGCCUUUCGUUACAAGCUAAGGCCCUGAAGAAAGUGAACGGCUGCCUCUAUGCCUUCUACUAAUCCCCAUGUUUGCUCUGUUUCAUCACUCAGCUUUGUAUGUUUGGAAGCAUUUCUUUUCCCCUCUCUGCUUUACCUAUUUGUUUCUAAGGAGAAAAGCCCUUAGGCUGGAGGUAGGUAUCAGAUGAGGGGACAGGAAACCUGAAUUUGUCCUGCCUGAGUUGCAGCUGGUGAGGUGAGGUGACAAGAGUUUGGCCAAGUAAAUAGCUGUGUCCCUAGAAGAUGGACUCCCAUAAAUGAGUAGGAUUUACAGGGAAGACAACAUCAAGCUGAAUCCAGGACAUUUAUAUGAGAAAUAAUCUCAUCAGUCCUCUGUCACAGAGGUUCCCACUUGUUAAAUUGGAAGGUCCCAUACAUCCACCAUCUGGAGGCAUCUCUGCAUCUGCUCAUAGAAGCAAGAAAGGGGGAAUUAAUUCUAGAGGGUAAAAUAGUUUUUAGUAGCUAUUAUUAAAACCUUGUGUUUACACUGUUCCCUUCGUGGUCUUUAGUGUCAUAGCCCUUAUUUGGGAGAUGUGGUGGAAGCUGUAUGGUGUGGUCAUGGAUGGUUUGCAAGAAUGGCUUAUUAGCAACACAUUUCUGACUUCAAUUUUAUGUAUUGAGGGUGAAUGCUUCCCUUUCCUUUCUUUUUUUUUUCAAUGCAAAGAAACCAAAAUCUGUGGUUUUAUCCUGUAGUCAUUUAAAGUCAGAAGGAACAUUCCUUUGAUUUUAAUAGGCUCUGGAUCAAGCCUAAAUUAUGUAUUCUGGCUUUUGAGCCAAAAAAGUAUAUUCUUUGUAUGAUCCUUUUUGAAAUUAUCAUCUCAAAAAUUGCCUUCUGCUUGUCUCACUGUUUUCCUGGUAUGUUGCUAGUCCAUGUGUUUAUUUUGAUCUUUUCAUGUGUUUGUUUCCCCAGAAAGGUAAAAGAAGAAGAGGGCUUCAAGGGCAAAUACAGUAUCUAAAACUACUUUUUAAUAGUGUUUAACUGAGCCUAGGUUAUUCAUAUGCAAAACAGUGUGAUCAGUGUUUGGAAACAGACAUGUCCAUCUGCAAACUGGAAAACAGGCUUUCCCCUGAGGCCAAAAUUUGAGCAAGUGAAACCCUGGGCAGCCACUGAAAUCACCUGUAUACUGGCUGCCCAACGUGCUUUGCUGGGUGACCAGCUCUUUUUUCAAAAAGGAAUUUCCUAGUGCACAGGAUCAGAGAUUUUUAGACCCUGUCUCUCUUCCCAGUCAUCACUUCCCACCCUGAUGAGGAUUCUCAUGGCUGUCCAGUCUCAGUUUGCCAAGAUGAUAAUUGCAAUGGGAGAGUAGCCAUGUCUGUGGGCCUUGCCUUGUGUUCCCAAAAAACAUCUCUCUUUGGGAUGUGCCAGCAUAAGUCUUUUAAAAUCAGAAGUUUUACUCAUCUCUAAAGCCCUUGAUAGCCUGCAGAUGGAAACUGCUACAUACAUAGUAAGGACUAGAAUUAUUGUUAUUUGGGUAGAAGCCUAUUUAGUUAUUCAUGUAAAGCACAUACCCUAAAUAAGCAUCCGCAUCGCUAGAAAGGCUUUCAGAUAUUAGCACAGCCAUCAUCCAAAUCCUUUGAGGAGAAAAUUGUGGUUUUGUAAGAUAUAUUGAACAAACAUUUUCUCUUCAUAUAUAAUACCAAUAAUGUCUACAGUGUUAGAGUACACUUACAUUAAAUGGGCUUUGCAGUUGAUUAAAGGUUUUAACUUUGCUUCAACAGUUAAUCAACAGCAAAAGCUGAUUAUUGCUUUGUGCCACAGAAUAAAAUUUGUUCUUAUGGAGAGAUUCUUGUACUCAAGUUACUUACUGCUGUAGUUACUCUGUAGGAGCUAUUCUGUACUCAGCCAUAGCUCACAAUCCAGUUUGGACAUUAGAGCCUGGUUUAUUGUGAGAGAAAAUGUUGAUAUCAUUACACUGUUUACUGUAUUCCAUUAUUGCUUAAAUGUAAGCUGUAAAAUGUCUCAUGCCAGAGCUAUGAUAAAUCUUUCUUUGGCAUCCAACUUUGAAACAAACCUGAAGCAACUGAAAAAAUAACAGUAAACAGUAGGUAUUUGUUUUAAACAGAAGAAUUUUUUUUUAUAAUUGUGUUCUAUUUUUAGGAUUUUGAAUUUGAGUGUCACAGGCUGCUGCAUAAUUUGGUAGGACAUAAUAGGACUGUGCCAAAAGUACAUGCAAAUCAUUAGUAAUUUCAGAUUAAUUGCUGAUCGGUUUAUACAAUAUCUAUUUUGGAAUUAAAUGAAGAGCUAGAUUGUCUCCAAAAUAGCAAAUCAAAACUGCAGGGCAGGCUUCCAUUAAAAAAAAAAAAAAAAAAAGAAGGGGUUAGAGUCUUUCCCAGGCACUGCAGGAAGCCUCCAUGAAGUCACUUGGAGGCCUUGCACUGGGGCUGGAGAGCACUCUGUGCACCACACUAAAGGCCAGCAUUUUGCUGGGGUAAGAGUUCAUUGCUCUUUUUACUCAAGGACCAAAAUAAUCAAACACAAAGAAGAUCUUGUCCAGCUUGUCAUGGAGCUGAGUUCCUGGUAACUUAUUCUUCUGGCAGAUCAGUUUUGCUGGUAAUCAGUGCAUCACUGCCUUAGCAUGCCCCAGCCUCACCCCCAUAUAAAGUCCUGAGAGCCAGAGCAGGACAGAAGAAAGGUUAAGCCCUUCUGGUUCACGUGCUUAGCA